AUGUCAAGUUUUCACUCUUCACAGUUCACUAAGUUCACACUCAUGAAAAAGAGGCUGGAUGAGAUAUGUCUUGAAAGAUUCCAGCAAUGCAGUCGAAAUUUCAUUCAGUCCUGGAUUUUACAAGGCAAAGUAUACGUGGAUGGGAAGGUGAUAAAUAAAGCAGGUACCCCAGUGUCUGACAAAGCUGUUGUGGAGAUAAAGGCUGAAGUGCCAAAAUAUGUAUGUAGAGCUGGACAUAAGUUAGAAGCUGCAAUUGAGCAGCUUGGUAUUGAUGUUGUGGGUAAAGUAGCUCUUGAUUCUGGGUUGUCAACUGGAGGAUUUACUGAUUGCUUACUUCAGUAUGGUGCAUCUUUUGUUUAUGGAGUUGACGUAGGUUAUGGGCAGGUAGCUGAAAAAAUUCGUGUAGAUGAGCGAGUUACUGUGAUUGAACGGACAAAUCUAAGAUAUCUUUCAGGACUCCCACAAAAAGUUGACUUGGUGACUUUAGACCUUUCAUUCAUCUCUAUUCUCUUGGUCAUGCCUGCUGUGGUCAAUGUCAUGAAGGAAGAUGCAGCAUUGGUGACGUUGGUUAAACCUCAAUUUGAAGCUCACAGAUCACAAGUAGGAAAAGGGGGAUAGUGAAAGAUCCCACGGUCCACCAAGAGG
This is a messenger RNA of Neltuma alba, 645 nucleotides long. Its product is annotated as 16S/23S rRNA (cytidine-2'-O)-methyltransferase TlyA-like. Gene Ontology annotation, biological process: methylation. Gene Ontology annotation, molecular function: RNA binding; methyltransferase activity. Bases 1 to 618 code for a protein of 205 amino acids. Lineage: Eukaryota; Viridiplantae; Streptophyta; Magnoliopsida; Fabales; Fabaceae. The record is from RefSeq and is a predicted model, not a curated record. The transcript has 7 exons.